AUGUCUUUGGUUGGACUUUUAGAGCAAUCGUGGUAUUGGGGAGAGGUGGAUAAAAUGACGAUUUCGCGAGUUUUGGCCGAUCAACCGGAUGGUGCAUUUAUUGUUAGAAAUGCGAGUACUCAAGGAGAUUAUACGCUAAGUGUUAAGUGAGUAAGGGAUUUUGGGAGCGGGAAAUGGGAAAAUUUGAAUUCAGCGUGGAAUUUGGGUUCGGAUGAAUAUAAAUAUGGGAAAAUUUCACUUUGAAACCUGAAAAUUCCAGAAUUCAGCGCGGAAUUUGGCUGAAAAUUCCAGAAUUCCAGAAGUUUCUUGGCUUUGAAACCUGAAAAUUUGAAUUCAGCGUGGAAUUUGGGAUCUUAAGAGUCUAAACAUUAAAGGAUACCUUUAAAGUACUGUAGAUCGCUUUGAGACCCAGCUUAGGAUUACUGUAGUUGUUUUUAAAGGAACAUUUGAACUCAAAAUGUUCGUCUUUGGGUCCUGAAGCGAUCUACAGUAAUCCUAGAUCCUAUUUGAUAUCAAAAUGUUGAUCUUUGGGUCCUGAAGCGAUCUACAGUAAUCCUAGGCUUGUUUGAUAUCAAAAUGUUGCUCUUCGGGUCCUGAAGCGAUCAACAGUACCCAUUUUUCUUUACAGAUAUCAAGGCCAAGUGAAACUAAUCAAAAUCGUGGUGCGCGGCUCAAAAUGCGGUUUUUCACCGGAUAAUUUAACACAUGACACUGUCGUUUCGCUGAUUGAUUUUCACAAGGAAAUAUCGUUGCAGGUUUGGCGGGAAAUUUGAAUUUUUGAAUUUUUGGCGGGAAAAUUGACUCGGAAAUCGUGUUUUUGAUCGAUUUUUGACCAAGAAUCGUGAAAAAUUUGAAUUUGGCGCCAAAAUUUCCAUAAAAAUUCGAAAAAAUUCGAAAAUUUCAGAAAAUCUAGGCUUAUGAGGUUUCUUUCGAACCCAAAUUUCAUGAAAAAUUUGAAUUUGGCGCCAAAAAGAUCCACGUGGCAUUGAAAAAUUGCUGAAAAUUCAAAUUUUUCAGAAAAUCUAGGCUUAUGAGGUUUCUUUCGAACCCAAAUUUCAUGAAAAAUUUGAAUUUGGCGCCAAAAAGAUCCACGUGGCAUAAAAAUUGCUGAAAAUUCAAAAAUUUCUGAAAAUCUAGGCUUAUGAGGUUUCUUUCGAACCCAAAUUUCAUGAAAAAUUUGAAUUUUCUAAAAUUUGGCGCCAAAAUUUCCACGUGGCAUAAAAAUUGCUGAAAAUUCAAAAAUUUCUGAAAAUCCAGGCUUAUGAGGUUUCUUUCGAACCCAAUUUUUAUGAAAAAUUUGAAUUUUCACAAAAAAAUUGCUGAAAAUUCAAAUUUUUCUGAAAAUCUAGGCUUGUGGGGUGUCUUUUGAACCCAAAUUUUAAAAAAAUUGCUGAAAAAUCCGAAAUUUUCAAACCUAGGCCUAUUUAGUCUCAAAAAAAUCCCGAUAAAAUAUUUUUGCAGGUCUACAACGAAAAUCUGGACACUCGCCUUUUAUACCCGGUUUGUUCUCGUCGAAAUUCUCAAAAUGGUCGAAAUUUGGCGAAAAAAGGGCCGAUUUUGAAUAAUCUCAAUUCAAUUCCAUCUUCUUCCGCACAAAUUCUGAAUUCUCCAAUUUCAACCGAAAAAAAUUUGUAUUUAAGUCGAAAUGAAGAAGAUUGGAUCGAAAGAUUGGGAUUGGAGAAUUUGAGAAUAAUUCAGAUGAGUUGCGAUAGAUCGGCCAGACUUUUUGAUGUUUCACAUUCGGAAGUUGAACGAGCUGAAAAUAUCUAUAAUACAUUGGCAAAUUCGUGUCGAGAUUAUGAAAUGAAAUUGGAAAAAUUGGAAGAAUUGUGGGAAAUUGAGGGAGAUAUUAAAAUGAAAAUGGAUCGGAAAACGAGAGAGGAAUGUGAUGAGCAAUUUGAGGUGGCGAUGGAUGGAAAUGCUAAGGUAACGGGAAUUUUUGGGGAUUUUUUUGGAUUCCCUGUGAAAUUUGCGAUUUUUAGACACCCCACAUGACCUACUUUCCAUCAAAAAUUAUUUUUGGAAGCUGAAAAUUUGAGAACUGGAUUUUCUAGAAAUCCACUAACAUUUUUAUGUUCAAAUUCGGAUUCCCCGUGAAAUUUGGGGUUUUUAGACACCCCACAUGACCUAUUUUCCAUUAAAAAGUAUUUUCAGCAAAUUUUUCUAUGCUGAAAAUUUCAGAACUGGAUUUUCUAGAAAUCCACUAACAUUUUUAUGUUCAAAUUCGGAUUCCCCAUGAAAUUUGCGAUUUUUAGACACCCCACAUGACUUAUUUUCCACGAUUUCGAAAAACCGCGCCGCACUUGGCCAAGUGCGGCGCGGUUUUUUUGAAAAUCGUCAAAAGUAGGGCAAUAUGGGUGUCUAAAAUCAUGAAAUUUCACGGGAAUCUGAAAAUUUUAUUCAAAAUGUCUGAGAAUAUCUAGAAAAUCCAGUUCUGAAAUUUUCAGCCUCCAAAAAUUGCUGAAAAUCAUUUUUGAUGGAAAGUAGGUCAUGUUGGGUGUCUAAAUUCAUGAAAUUUUACAGGGAAUUCGAAAAUUCUAGUGAAAAUGCUAAAAAGUGUCUAGAAAAUUAGGUUCUGUAAUUUUUUGGCUGAAAAUUUCAGAUUUUUUGAAAAAGUUGUUGGAAAUAUGGCUUGUUGGGUGUCUAAAAUCAUGAAAUUUUACGGGGAAUUCGAAAAUUCUAGUGAAAAUGCUAGAAAGUGUCUAGAAAAUUAGGUUCUGUAAUUUUUUGGCUGAAAAUUUCAGAUUUUUUGAAAAAGUUGUUGGAUGUAUGGCUUGUUGGGUGUCUAAAAGCUCCAAAUUUCAUGAAAGUUCUGAAAAUGCUAUUUAAAAUGCAAGAUCUGUUAUUUUUGGCUGAAAAUUUCUGAAAUUAUGGCUUGUUGGGUGUCUAAAAACUCCAAUUUUCAUGAAAAAUUCAAAAAAUCACCUGAAAUUAAUUGCAGGUGCUCGAUUCCUCGAUGAAACGAAUACGAAACGAGCUAAACGCGUCGCUCCUCCAAAAAACAAAAAUCGGACAAGUUUUGGAUGAAAUGCGGCAGGAUAUGAAUACGGCAAAACAACGAUUGGUCAAAUAUCAUGAGUUGAGAAAUAAAGCGUAUGCUGAAUUGGUGCAAAAAGGUGUGACUGGUGCACAAAUACAGGUUUGUGCUGAAAAUUGCUGAAAUUUGGGUGAUUUUGAGCCGAAAACCAUGAAAUUUGGGUUAUUUUGAGCUAAAAAUCAAGAAAUUUGGGUUAUUUUGAGCCGAAAAUCAUGAUUUUAGGCUAAAAAUCAUGAAAUUUGACCAAUUUUAACCUAAUUUUCAUGAUUUUUGGCUAAAAAUACCCCCUUUUCAGUCAAUUUCCCCAAUUUUUUGCAGACUACGGUAGAAGGAACAAUGGAAAUGAUUGUGAAUGAACCGAUGCAAGUUAGCCAAUUAUUAGCCGAUUUACCAUUGAGAUGGGUUCCAGCACAGUAAGUUGUUUUUGGGCGGGAAAUUCCGCUUCGAAAGACACCCCACAAGACUAUAAUCUGAGCAAUUUCAGUCGCUACGCAGCGAAAUUUCUAUAGAAAGUUGAUACGGAGUGAAUUUCAUAUGAUGAGAAUGCGAUUUUUGAAAUCAGUGUGAAAUUCCGCUUCGAAAGACACCCCACAUCAAUAUAAUCUGAAGUUUGAGUUGCUACGCAGCGAAAUUGUUGAUACGGAGCGAGAUCCAGAUUCUAUAAAUGUUAAAAUCGGAUUUUUCAUGAAAUUUCGGUUUGUUAGACACCCAAUAUCACUAUAAUCUGAGCAAUUUGAGAGUUUUUGAGUUGCUACGCAGCGAAAUUUCUAUAGAAAGUUGAUACGGAGCCAAUUUUUCCAGAUAUUUGGUAUUCAGUUCAUCAAAAGAAGAAGCGGCUCAAUCGCUAUUAGGAGCUCGUGAAAAAAUGCUCGAAUUGGACCGGAAAAUGGGAAUAUAUCGACCACCGAUUGAUGGAGUAUUUUUGAUUAGACCAAGUGCUACUCAGGUAUUUUUGAAUUUUUUGAAGGGAAAAAUCAAUUCGUGUACUUCUCGCGGACAAAAAUUGAGAAAAUUUAACAAAAAAAUACGAAAAAUUGCUGUUUAUAACCCAAAAAUCAAAAAUUUUCAAGAAAAAAUGAAGGAAUCGUGUACUUCUCUUGGACAAUAUGUUGAAAUUUUGCUAAAAAUUUGGUCAAAAAUUGCAAAAAUUGAAAAAAAAGUGGUAGAAAAAUUUUAAAAAAAUCUCGAUUUUUUUGAAAUUCCUCUGAAUUUUGAUGAAAAACUAUUGGUUUUUCUAAUAAAUUUCUCAAAUUUUAGCGAAUUUUUUUGAAUUUUUCAAAAUUAAAAAUAAAUUAUUAAAAAAAAUUAAAAAUUGAAAAAAAAAAUUUUUUUGUAGGAAAACCCGAAUUCUUUAAAAAAUGUGGUUUUUCUGAAUUUCUAGAAUUUUCUGUGUACUUCUCACGGACAAAAAUUGCAAAAAUUGAAAAUUUACUGAAAAAAGUCGCAGAAAAAUUAAAAAAUACCCAAAUUUUUUGAAAUUCCUCUGAAUUUUGAUGAAAAACUAUUGGUUUUUCUAAUAAAUUUCAAAUUUUAGUGAAUUCUUUCAAAAAUUUAGUUUUUCUGAAUUUCUAAACAAAAAAAAACCACAUUUUUUGAAAUUAAAAAUAAAUUAUUUAAAAAAAAAAAUUAAAUAUUGAAAAAAAAAUUCCAAAUUUUAGCUUGAAAAGUUUCCGUGUACUUCUCUCGGACAAAAACUGAAAAAUUAAAAUUCUGAUUAAAAAGCUCUGAAUAAAAAAAAUUAUAAUUUUUUCUGUGUACUUCUCUCGGACAAGAGAAUCCCAAGAUUUUUUGAAAUUCCUCUGAAUUUUGAUGAAAAAUUUCAAAUUUUAGCUUGAAAAAUAAUCUCCGUGUACUUCUCCCGGACAAAAACCCAAAUUUUUUGAAAUUCCUCAAUUUUUUCUUGAAUUUUCCUGUGUACUUCUCUCGGACAAUCCCAUUCCACCGCAAUUUUCUCAUUUUUUUUCCAUUUUCAGACCGAUAAACUCGUGCUCUCUGUUCUCUACGGUGAUCGUAUUUCACAUUGUUUGAUCGAACAAACCGAACAAGGUUGGGGAUUCGAAAAUUCGAAUAUUUAUUUGACGACAAUCGGCGAUUUUGUGAGAUAUUAUAGUUAUACAAGUCUCGAAUCACACAAUGAUCAUAUUAAAACAGCUUUAACUAUGCCAGCUGGAAAAUCACACAGUUCUGCUUCAACUUCCAAUUCUACUUCUAAUAAUACACCAACUUCUGAAUUUGCUGCUUGA
This is a messenger RNA of Caenorhabditis angaria, 5280 nucleotides long. Lineage: Eukaryota; Metazoa; Nematoda; Chromadorea; Rhabditida; Rhabditidae. The record is from the annotation of a GenBank genome assembly.